AUGGAUCAAAAUUUUCUUUUUCAUCUUUCACAACGUGAAAUGCUUGAUACAAUAUUUUUGGCAUUACAUGAUGAAAAUUAUCAAGUUAGAGAACAAGCUGUUGAAUUACUUGGAAAACUUUCGGAUUUAAACCCUUCUUUUGUUUUUUUAAAAUUUCGAAGAAUUUUACUUGAAAGUAUUUCACAAUUGGCAAAUUCUAAAACUUUAAAUAAUGAGGUACAAGGGGCAAGAAUGAUUGAACAUCUAGCUAGACAGGUUUAUAUUUUAUAUGUAGUAAUUUUUUAUAGGAAAAUUUAAUUUUGCUGGGCAACACUUGCGGACGCACAUUUGCGGACAUCCAUUAACAAGCUUCCUAUUUUCUGUGAUUAUUGAAGUUGUGUUUAGUGUACUAUACCACCAAAAGGGGAACCGAUAAGCCGUUUGUUCUAAUUCCAACAAGGCGCUGAUUUUUGUCCGCAAACGUUGGC
This is a messenger RNA of Meloidogyne enterolobii, 467 nucleotides long. NCBI's taxonomy places the organism in Eukaryota, Metazoa, Nematoda, Chromadorea, Rhabditida, Meloidogynidae. The record is from the annotation of a GenBank genome assembly.